AUGGCUUCCCUCGAUGGCGACGACCGGUUUGCGAGGCUGGUAGUCUGGUCACAGUCACUUGGAGGCAGACUGCACGAGGCGGCCGAGAUUUAUCGUGACGACGUGACCCAAAUUUCGCUGAGAGUGCGGUCGAAAAAUGGGGAAGAGAAGCAGCUUGAAUCUGGCGAAGAGGCAAUUUUUUGCCCGCUGUCGACUACCCUAUCGUACCUGAACGCCCUCGAAGGAGGACGGCCGCUAGGUUCCUCUGCCGCAGAAGAAGCAGGGCUAUCUCCAGGCCGGCUGACUUUUCCGAACAGUUUCUUGGAGCAGGCUCCGCCGCAUGUCAUCGGCCGGUUCUUUCUCAUGCAACAAUACCUGAUGGGCCAACAGUCGCACUGGCAUGCAUAUAUUGCAUCUCUGCCGCAGCCUGAGCAUGUUAGCUCGUGGAACCUGCCGGCGCUGUGGCCACGGAACGGUGAGGAUGCUGAAAGCGGCCCGGCCCUGCUCGAGGGAACCAAUGCAGGUAUUGCUGCGGCAGAGAUGCAAGCAAAUGUGGCACAGGAGUACCGGCAGGCAAGGCGGCUUUUGAAGAGCGUGGCGUAUCCAGCGCUGGCCGAAUUCACACGGCUGCUGUACCACUGGGCGUUUUGUAUCUUCACCAGUCGCAGCUUCCGGCCGUCGCUGGUGCUGAGUGCAGAGGCGCAGACAGAACUGGGGACCGAUGGGGAGGCAAGCGGUGGCCGAAGCGUCCCUCGGCUGUCCAGUGGCUGCAAGACGGACGACUUCUCUAUUUUGCUGCCUGUGUUGGAUCUGGCCAACCACGAUCCGACAGCGAGGGCGACGUGGGAGGCGACGUCUGCCCACCUGGCCGACGGAAGCGCGUCUGGUCAUGAGGCAGCAUCCGUGACUGGUGUGAGCUUCCGCGUCCAGCAGCGAUAUGCACCUGGACAGCAGGUGUUCAAUAACUACGGCAUGAAGACCAACAGCGAGCUGCUGCUGGGCUACGGGUUCGUGCUGCCUCCAACGGCGACCCUGCACAACGACUACGUCCAUCUGCGGAAGCGAGGAGCAUCGGCUGCGGUCGCUGGGACGGAGGCCGGCACAGGUCAGCCGCGGGACUUUCUACUCUCGCUACGACCAAUGGAUGACUCCAGCUCCGUCGUGGGCGCCUCACGGCAGUGGCCGCGGCGCACGACCGUGGCUGGCGGCCUGCCCUCUGCAUUCUCCCGCUUCGAGGACGCACUACUGUGGGACCUGUGCUCGCAGAUGUGGACAGAGGCAGACAGGCAGCAGACACUGGGACUGGAGCCAGGUAUGGAGGUGUCUAUGGAUGCGAUACCGCUGGAGCAGCGGACCGCUGUUCUUGACCGUGUCUUCGCCGCAGCAUCGCCAGAACAGUUGAGUCCGUUCUCCGAACUCGAGGACAGGGCGCGCCAGACGCUCUUUGCAAAGGUGGCCAUGGACUAUGAGCGACUGGCUGAGGGUGAGCAGUAUGUGGCCGAGGAAGAGGAUGUCGAUGCGAGCGAGCGAGCAAACUGGCAGCUGGCGCAGGCCUAUCGACAGCAGUACGGAGCAGUACUGAUCAAUGCUUUAAAGACACUUGACCCAGAAGUCGAGUUAGUGGAAGCACCCUGA
Messenger RNA from Grosmannia clavigera kw1407, 1614 nucleotides. RefSeq names its product set domain containing protein. Bases 1 to 1614 code for a protein of 537 amino acids. Gene Ontology annotation, cellular component: nucleus. Gene Ontology annotation, biological process: peptidyl-lysine monomethylation. Lineage: Eukaryota; Fungi; Ascomycota; Sordariomycetes; Ophiostomatales; Ophiostomataceae. The record is from RefSeq and is a predicted model, not a curated record. The transcript has a single exon. Gene Ontology annotation, molecular function: protein-lysine N-methyltransferase activity.